AUAACAAGCAACCAGGUUCCCCGGGCCCAGCAGCCUGGGAGGGAGGCAGGCCAAGUGCUGGCAGACCAGUGUGUGCGGAGUGGGAGCAGGUCAGAGAGAGAGUGCCAGGAGCUCGCCCUGUGGCCUGGGAGACCCCAAGGGACAUGCGACGCCCGUCGGCCCCCUGACCUGGGAACUGGGGCUGUUUCCCCGGACUCACGCACAGCAGUUGGGGAAAUUCCAGGCCGCCCACACGUCGUGGCUCAGGCUGGGAACGGUGUCAUCCCUCCCUGCGCUGUGCAGCCUCCUCCCAGAAGUCCACCAUGGAGAGUAAGGAUGAGGUCAGCGACAGCGACAGUGGCAUAAUCCUGCAGUCUGGCCCGGACAGCCCGGUGUCCCCACUGAAGGAGCUGAAGGAGCUGAAGGAGGUGAAGGAGCUGACGUUCGCGGUGCGCAAGCAGCAGAGGGCCCUGGAGGAGAGGCUGGAGGGCUGCCUGGAGGAGAGGCUGGAGGGCUGCCUGGAGGAGCUGCGGGCGCUGUGCCUGCGGGAGGCGGAGCUGACAGGCGUCUUGCCAGCUGAGUACCCCCUCAAACCAGGGGAGAAGGCCCCGAAGGUCCGUCGCAGGAUUGGAGCAGCUUACAAGCUGGACGAGAAGGCCUUGUCCAGAGAGGACCCCCUGAGCAGCCUGGAGCGGGAAGUGGCCCUGCAGCUGCAGAUUGCUGAGGCCGCCCGGCGCCUGAGCUGCGAGGAGAACCUGGGCCGGCAGACCCGCCGGCAGCGGAAGCACGCGGUGCUGCAGGAGGAGCGGAAGCUGCGGGAGCUGGAGCGCUGCCUGGGCGAGCGGCGGCGGCACAGCGGGCGCGUGCCCCUGGGCCCUGAGCUCAGUGCAUCUGAUGACAGCUCCCUGUCGGAUGGGCUACUCCUGGAGGAAGAGGAUGCCCAGGUGCCAAAACCUCCCUCAGAGUCGCUGCCCCUCCCGCCCCAGAGCCUCGAGGGGCUGCAGCCAGCAGGAGCUGAGACUGGGGGCCUGGACCGUGCCCCCAUCCAGAAUAGCCCCUGGAAGGAGACCAGCCUGGACCACCCGUACGAGAAGCCCAGGAAGUCUUCUGACCCCGACAGUGAGAGCAGCAGCUCAGCCACCAUGCCGCAGGAUGGGCCCAACGCCUCCAGCCUGCCGCUGCUGGAGCCCGCCCCCUACCACGGGGUUCCCAUCCGCAGUGUCCCGGGACAGCGGCAGGGCCGCACCAGUGCCCCCGCGACCCCUGAGACACAGGGGAGGAGGGGACUAUCGCAGUCUCUGAGGAUGGACUCCUUCCGGGCGGGGCCCCGCCGCCGCCCCACGCACUACACGGUGACUGUGCCCAGCUCCUGCUGGACCCCGGCCGGCCCCCCACGGCCGCCCCACACUCCCAACUCCUGCUCGGAGGACAGCGGCUCCGACGGCUCCAGCGUGUCGCAUGCCACCUCACCGGGGAGCAGCAGCCCAGAUAUCUGCGCUCUGCGGCCGCUGUCCCCGACCGCGCUGCCGGGCCACCGUGGGGCCUGGGGCCCAGCCGUUCCCCACCCAGCCCUGUUGCUGCCCGCUGGGCCCUUCCCGGCUGGGCGGUACGUGCUGGUGGCCGAGGGCUGCCUGCCGCCGGGUGAGCUGGACCUGAUGGCCCGCGAGGAGGAGGGACUGGCCCUGCGGCUCCAGCAGCUCCAGCAGCUGCAGCAGCACUUGCGCCCCCGUGGCCGCCCGGCGCGCACGCCGUCCCUCAAGGACAGCCCUGCGGGCCGCGCGCUCUGCAGGGCGGCGGUGACCCAGGAGCUGCAGUCGUGGCACGAACGCGCCCGCAUGCGCAGCGCGCGGCCCCACUCGCUGGACCGCCAUGGGGCCUUCCGCGUGCGCAGCCUGCCCCCUGGACGGGUCCUGGGGCCCCAGACGCAGGUGCCCACUGUGUGUGUGCUCCGGAGAUCGCCCGAGGGGGCCCCUGUGCAAGUCUUUGUACCUGAGAAUGGCGAAAUCAUCAGCCAGGUGUAACCCAGGCCAGGUGUACCCUGUGCCCCCAGGCUGUGGCUCGGCUGCCAGAAAAGACUGUUUCCUAGUGGGAUGGGGGCUCAGACCGCCCCCUUUGAGUGCCUUCUGCAGCUCCCUUGUCCCCAUCGCAGGUCGAUGACCUGGAGCUGAGACUUUUUUUUUUUUUAUACCAGUUUUUGUUGAGAAGUCCUGGUUUGAGGAUUUAUAUUUGUCAUUUGUCCUCAAGAUCCCUGUAAUAUGAUAAUGCUUUAUUCCUCGGAGGCUGGCGUGUUGGACCGGCGGCCUGGCCUAAGGGACAGUGUUUGUCUCCUUAUGCAAGACACGUGGUAGGGGAUGCAGGAGGCAGAAAGGGCCAGGUCAGGUCCUCAAAUGCUCCGCCCUCCGGUUCUGAGAACUGGCCUGGAGAACAGCCCGGCCAACUCUCCCACUGUAGCUGGAGGCUGGCCGCAGCACGCUCGUGUACCCCACUGCCCGUUUGCCAGCCCUCUGGAUACCGCAGGGGUGCCCGGGCUGGGGAGCCUUCGUCCCCCUUUACAAUGUGCUCUGUGAUGCACACACCACGUGGGGUGAAGGCCAGUGCGUCUUCCUGUCGUGAAUCCUGUCGGGGGCCCCCAUCUCCACUCCAGGCCCUGUGGGCUCCCAACAUCUCUGACCUCUGAGCCUUGACCUGAAGGCUUCCCCAGUUUUGAAGCAUCAGGAGGCCCAGGCUGGGGGCCGCCUGUGGUGCUGGUGGCUGGAGAACAGCUCACCUUUUGACCACCUUCUCUGGGCAUCCUGAGAACCUGCAGCGCCACCACUCCCUCUUACCCCUUUUCAUCAUCGUCCUAAAAACCAACACCUCACAAAUAUUUUGGAAAGGCACCACUUUUGUGGCUUGUUCUCGGAGGCAGGGGCGAGCUCAUGACUCCUGCUUCCCCUUCUUCCCCCCGCUCCCCCAGCCAUGCCUCUGCUCUGAGACUGGGGUUCCUUGAAAUACAGACGGGAGUACCCACCCUGAAGAGCGUUAACCAGUUGUCCCAGCUGCCGUGACUUCAGCUGCCUGUGCGAGUAAGACCAUCAGGUGGUCCAUGGGUUCUCAUCCCUGGGCCUUUGCUGCUGGUUAAACCCAGGUGGGGACCCUGCUUCAAGGAGUCAGCCACUAAGCAGAGGCUGGGCGGAGCCAGGAGCGCUGGAGUCUGAUGUGGCCCCUGCAGAGCCUUCCUCUCAAGUUCCCUGGACUUGGCAGCGACUAGGAAUACGGCUGAAGCCUCCAAGAACUUGGUGCCUGAUCCUUCUCCCUCCUGGACAGAGCGGUGUUGUGGCUGCACGAGGCUGCCGAGGGAAGAGCCCAGGUGGCUUAAGGGAUUGGGGGGGCGCACCUGCACGAUCGAAUGUUCUCCUUUGGAUGCUGUUCUUGUUGUUUGUCUCUAAGCCCCCUUCCCCAGUGUCCAGCCAUCCCCCCUCCCAGUGUCCUCCAGGGGCUGAGCUGGGAGACAUCUGAGCACCCCCCACACCUGAGUGUCCUUUGUAUUAACUUAUUGGUCCCAUAUGAUGCCUGGUGCUGUUGCAGUGGCUGCGUCCUCGGCGGCAGGGGCUGCACCUGUGGGUUCUUGUGCCAAAUACUUCAAUAAAGCUGUUUGUGAUC
Rhinolophus ferrumequinum (greater horseshoe bat) is the source of this 3621-nucleotide messenger RNA. RefSeq names its product innate immunity activator (gene INAVA). The record is from RefSeq and is a predicted model, not a curated record. The transcript has 10 exons. Bases 303 to 2000 code for a protein of 565 amino acids. Gene Ontology annotation, biological process: positive regulation of protein ubiquitination; adherens junction maintenance. NCBI's taxonomy places the organism in Eukaryota, Metazoa, Chordata, Mammalia, Chiroptera, Rhinolophidae.